AAUGUAUCAUCGUCUCGGAACUGAAAAGAGUUUAUUUACUUUUACGCUUCUUAUUCUAAGAGUCUGUUACGGGUUUAUUGAAGAAAAGGAGAACAUUGCAAGGAGUCUUAAUGCUUAUCAAUCGUAUACUAUGUCCGAUGAAUUAACGGCUGUAAAUGCCAUCAAUUCUUUGGAUGACUACAAGAAAACUUCAGCAGAUGUUGCUCUUAGCGGUUGGUGGGCUACAGACUUGAAUGGUUUCUAUCAAAUAACUGAAAUAUGCUUUUGGAAUAAAGAAGAUGAAAUUCAUUUUGCAAACUUUAAGGUCUAUGCUGAGACUAAUCUGCUGGACGAGGAUAGCUUCUGCUUUGAACAAUUGACUGCAAUACAUCAAAAAUUUGUUGGGGAGAGCACCAGCUACUAUUGUAAAACGUGCAAUUGCCAAGGAUCGUUUGUUCGAAUAGCAAAGAAUCUGUCAAAUCAGAUGAGAAUUACUGAUGUCAAAAUUAGAGGAACGCGCUUAAGGGAUUCGGAUGAAACCCUUAUCCAAUUAACUCAUUCCAGCAUGUAUUCAGGAGAAGAUGUCCCAAAUAUUAAUACAAUCCUACUGGACGGUCUAUUCUCCACGAUUGUUCUUACUACAAAGCGAAAGAAUGGAAAAAGUUUCCUAAGAGUUGAUUUGAACAACCUAAACCGAGUGAAAAUGGUCAUUUUUGAUACGGAUAACAAUCUAGAUAGUGAUAUUGUGAGUAUGAAAAUUUAUGUCAAGUUCAUACCGGAUACUUUCGAAUACGACUCAAAUUAUCUUCUCGGUGAAAUUCAACAACCGUACGAAUCGAAUCAUAAAACCCAUGUUGUCAGACAUCCGCAAUAUCUAACUGGAAGCUCGUCGAAUGGUGUUACCAUUCAAAAUGGUGAAAUUUUAACAUUGAAGAUGGAACCAACAGUUGUCAAUUGUUUUUGCGCCAAAGUUUUCACAUUUGGAAUUGAAAUCUCCAAUGCAUUUUCAUUAAAAUUGCAUUUAAAAUUUUUAAAUACCCAUCAAAUACCUUCUCUAAACGCUAAUUUCAUUGCUGAACAUACAAUUUGUACUAGUUUUUCCGAGCGAAUUCUUACGGCUGUCGAAUUGAUAAGUCAGGCUAGAGUUAGAAUUGAUUCUGUUGCAUUAAUCGUGCAUACUUUUCGAGGAAAUUCAAUCGGUAUAGAACACAUUAUCAGUCCUUGUAAUCCAAUGCGACACACCAGGAUAACUAUUCCAUCGUCAUUCUUGCAAGCAUGUACUGGAAUUGGAUUCUACGCUGACGGAACCAAUAUAAGAACGCACACCGGUACUAUAAAACUCGACGAUGUGACUGUAAUAGGAGAAUGGAAUAAUAAGCAUCAAACUUGCUUUCCGGCUGGAGGAGCCUACAGCGAAAAACUUUUCAAUUACGUUUAUUUCUUUAUGUGUAGAACCAAAUUGAUCAGUGCCGAUAUUUUAAUCUUCAACGCUAACAUUUCUAUAACGGCUGUCUUCAGAAUUGAAUAA
Molecule: messenger RNA, 1507 nt
Organism: Dimorphilus gyrociliatus
Lineage: Eukaryota; Metazoa; Annelida; Polychaeta; Dinophilidae
Source: the annotation of a GenBank genome assembly